AUGUCACGGGACUGUCCAGAUGCAAAUCUGCCAAGCGAAUUUGCUGUGGCCAUGGCCCUCCCCGAACCGUCCCAUAUUCCUCCCCUCAGCCUCGACCCGACCUACGAGACUCGGAUCGACAAUAAUCUCAAACCCGGUCUGAAUGCACUUCCCAUCGAGGCACCAAAAACCUCUUAUCCUUGGACUCAAGAGUGCGAAUGUGGCGGCAUAGGAGUCCACACCCAUCAAGCGACGAUGAACGGGGCCGGUAGCGGUGAUGCUCCAGCCAGGCGCAUAGGCCGUCUACCCAACUUUGUCCAAGUCGCAAAGAGCUAUGUCUUCGAACAACAGAUCCAGAAGUCUUUACAUGAUACCGGUGUCAGCCAAGCCAGAGAGGACAGUAUCAGACUGGCUGGAGUGCAAUGGAUCGACAAUGUCCGAAGGGCUUUGAAAUUACCAGUCAAGACAUUCAACACCGCCGUGGUAUAUUACCACAAAUUCCGCCUUCAACACUCGGAUGGAGAGUACAGUUUCGUGGAUGCCGCUGCAGCAGCACUCUUCACGGCUUGCAAGAUCGAAGACACAUUAAAAAAAUCACGCGACAUCCUCUGCGCCGCACACAAUCUCAAGGUCCCUCGCCAUGAGCAUUUAUCUCCUGAUGACGCGGCCUUCGAGCAUCAAUCACGCAGCGUCAUCGGCCUGGAACGCCUCAUGCUGGAAGCAUCAGGCUUCGAUUUCCGCAAUCGCCACCCACAGGACCUGAUGAUCAAAAUCGCCAAACUCUACAACUUCCAACGAACCUCCCCUAUUGUGCGUACUGCGUACAGCAUGUCUCUCGACCUGUACCGCACAUUCGCACCCCUCAAGCAGCAGACGGCCGCACUGGCGUUUGCGUGCCUCGAAUUAUCCGGCCGCUUGCACGCCAUUGAAAAUCCCCGAAUCUGGAACGGUGAUGACUACGCGUCUUGGAAGAUCGACAGGGGCAUGGUCAUGGAGACCAUGCUCGACUUGUUGGAGUUGUACACUCACCAUCGCACCUCGACGGCCGUGGGCCCCGAUUUUCCGGUCGACACCUUCCUCACCGUGCGGAUCCCGUUGAACGUCGAGAGCGAGGAGAAGAAGAUCUCACGAUACACGGAGUGGGUAGAUGGUCCGGAUGGCAGUGGGUCUGGUGAUGGGCGUGGUGGUAUCAAUAAUGGUAAUGGCGUGCGGGCGAUGAAUGGCUCGCACAAUGGUUCGCGCAGCUCGAGUAAGAACGUGAGUCCCAAGGAUGUCACCAGCCCGAGUACGAAUGCGAGCAGUGUGAGCACGGCGCCGACGAGUGUCCCUGGUGGUGGUGGCGCGCUGAGACAGCGGAUGGGUGAGCGUGGACGUGAGGGAACGGUCCGAUUCAUUCUCAAUCCCGGAAGAGAGCGCGAGGAGAGAAGUAUCGUUGAGUUGUUCCGCAAGGAUUGAAAUAAUUGAAUUGGCGAAAGUCGAGCGAGCAGAGCAGAGCACAGCAUAGCAUAGCACGGGGAGAUGGCGGUCAUCCUAAGUUGGACCUAGCUAUCUACUAUCGACACGGGAGUUUGGAAACGAAGAUACGGGCAUGGGUUGUUCGGCAGACGCCACGGCCGUCAUGGGUUUGGUAUGAGGCUGGAAAUCUUUGCUGGAUGGAGCAUGUCUGUGACAACAAGCGUGGCGUUUGGUGUUGAGCAUUUGAGUACCUGUAUCUCACGGAGGCUUCCUACGUUUGAAUCGGGUCUGUGUGUUUCCAAUAACCACACAGGAUGACAGAAUCUUCCCUUACAAAGCUGAGGUAUCCAAUGCUACUAAGCGUCCCCUCCG
This is a messenger RNA of Exophiala xenobiotica, 1806 nucleotides long. RefSeq lists its product as uncharacterized. Gene Ontology annotation, molecular function: cyclin-dependent protein serine/threonine kinase activator activity. The coding region runs from base 1 to 1434 and encodes 477 amino acids. The record is from RefSeq and is a predicted model, not a curated record. Gene Ontology annotation, cellular component: nucleus; cyclin/CDK positive transcription elongation factor complex. Gene Ontology annotation, biological process: positive regulation of DNA-templated transcription, elongation; regulation of transcription by RNA polymerase II. NCBI's taxonomy places the organism in Eukaryota, Fungi, Ascomycota, Eurotiomycetes, Chaetothyriales, Herpotrichiellaceae. The transcript is spliced from 4 exons.